Messenger RNA from Penicillium longicatenatum, 846 nucleotides. RefSeq names its product oxidoreductase, short-chain dehydrogenase/reductase family. Gene Ontology annotation, molecular function: oxidoreductase activity. The transcript is spliced from 3 exons. The record is from RefSeq and is a predicted model, not a curated record. NCBI's taxonomy places the organism in Eukaryota, Fungi, Ascomycota, Eurotiomycetes, Eurotiales, Aspergillaceae. Bases 1 to 846 code for a protein of 281 amino acids.
AUGUCAGCUGCUGAUCAGGUUCGGCUGUCCAAUUUUGGGAGCAUCUUCUCCCUCGACGGCAAAGUUGCUGUCGUGACCGGUGGAUCGCGCGGCUUAGGUUUGCACGCCGCCUCAGGUCUUUUGCAAGCCGGAUGCUCAAAGGUGUACAUCACCUCGCGCAAGAAGCAGGCUUGCGAUGAAGCCGUCGCGGCGCUAAAUGCCCUCCCCAACAAGCGACCCGGUGCCCAGGCAAUUUCUGUGCCAGCUGACAGCUCCAAUAUGGCCGAGCUGGACAGACUUGUUGCUGAAAUCGGCAAGACAACCGACCACGUCGAUCUCUUGUUCGCCAACGCGGGCGCGACCUGGGGUGAGAAAUUCGAUACGCACCCAGAGAAGAUGUUUUCCAAGGUGAUGGAUCUGAACGUGAAGAGCAUCUUCUAUACAAUCCAAAAACUCACUCCUCUCCUCACGGCCAAGGCCACCCUUGAAGACCCAUCCCGGGUAAUCAUCACCGCCUCCGUGGCAGGGAUAGGCAUUGGAGCUAUCGGUGAAAAUGCCACCCCAAGUUAUUCUAUCUCCAAAGCAGCUGCAAUUCAUUUGGCGAAGAACCUGGCCGUUGAGCUUGGACCCCGGCAUAUCCUGAUCAACGCCAUCGCACCUGGCUUUUAUCCGUCCAAAAUGGCCAGCGGUCUGAUUGAGUUGAAGGGCGGAAUGAAGGAGUUGGAAGAGUACUCGCCCAAUGGUCGUUUGGGUCGGCCAGAGGAUAUUGCGGGCUUGGUGGUGUUUUUGUCAUCUCGGGCUGCGAGUCAUUUGAACGGGGCCGUCAUUGCGACCGAUGGCGGUGCGGUGUUGAAGGGGCGUCUUUGA